This is a messenger RNA of Quercus lobata, 471 nucleotides long. RefSeq lists its product as uncharacterized. The transcript has a single exon. NCBI's taxonomy places the organism in Eukaryota, Viridiplantae, Streptophyta, Magnoliopsida, Fagales, Fagaceae. The record is from RefSeq and is a predicted model, not a curated record. Bases 1 to 471 code for a protein of 156 amino acids.
AUGUACAAUGGUCGAACAGACCCUGUGGAACAUGUUAGUCACUUCAAUCAAAGAAUGGCUGUGCACUCCAAGAACGAGGCCUUGAUGUGCAAAGUGUUCCCAUCUAGAUUGGGGCCUGUGGCGAUGAGGUGGUUCAAUGGUUUGGGUGUGGGUUCCAUUGGUUCCUUUAAGGAACUCACUCAGGCGUUUAGAUCCCGCUUUAUCAUGUGCAGUAGGGUUCCUCGGCCCUUAGAUUCCUUGUUGUCCCUGUCCAUGAGAGAAGGGGAGACCCUGAAAACAUACUCGAACAGAUACUUGGAGAUGUUUAAUGAGAUAGAUGGUGACUUUGAUGACAUAGUCAUCAGGACUUUUAAGGUUGGCCUACCUACCAAGCAUGGCUUGAGGAAGUCUUUGACUAGGAAGCCCGUUACUAAUGUAUGCCAGCUUAUAGAUUGGAUUGAUAAAUAUAAGAGGGUUGAGGAGGACCAAUAG